Plasmopara halstedii is the source of this 888-nucleotide messenger RNA. RefSeq names its product EGF-like, conserved site. The record is from RefSeq and is a predicted model, not a curated record. The coding region runs from base 1 to 888 and encodes 295 amino acids. Lineage: Eukaryota; Oomycota; Peronosporomycetes; Peronosporales; Peronosporaceae. The transcript has 2 exons.
AUGCGACUUUUCGAACUAAUUGUGUUUUUCACGAGUCUUUAUGGCUCUGUAUGGGCUAAGCAAACUGCAGUUACUUGCUCCACUACGGCAGACUGCGCUUGGGGUGAGACUUGCGUUGCUGGUGACUCUGAAACGUCCGUCCAGUCCUGUGUUCCGCCGACAGUAUGUGGAGGUCAGUCAAUGGGCAACUGUCCCGCUGACGAUGGAGGUGAACUCGCUUGCCUCUGGAGACCAAAUGACGAUUGCAGGGAUGGUUGCGCUAUUUUAAAUGGCAGAAGAGGCAUUUAUAAGUGUGUGUCGAUUGCCCGAUGCGAUGCAUAUUACGGAGGAGCAUCUUGUAGUAACGGUUGCAGUGUAAACGGAGUGCAAUGUAAUGGUCAAGGCUCAUGUAACAUGAUGGAGACAAUGGCAAAUGGAACGCCAGUACUUGGGUGUACAUGUGAAAAUGGUUAUAGAGGAGAAAAGUGUGAAGUUGCACCACGUUCAACGCCGUCAUCAAAUUCCUCGUCGACAGACGGAUUGAUCAAUAACAGCGGAUCUGUUGACGACAACACGGACAACUCUUCAGCCAACUUAACCGACAAUUCUGACAACAGCACCGACCAGUCAGCUGGUGCUAUUUUGGAUGAAACCCCUUCUGAUUGUUCAUCAGGCAACUGCGAAACGAUGUCACGUGCUUCGCCCACCGGCAUUCGAACAGGAACCCUGGUCACUAUUAUCACUUUGUCGGCAUUAGCUUUAAUUUGUGUGAUCCUUGUGGCUAUGCGCUUACGUAGAAAAAAGCAUCAGACAGACGAAGAAUUUGCUGACGCCCUUGCUUUCACACACGGCGCAGAAGCUGUACAUGUGCGAGAUCUCAACUCAUCGUUAUCAAGUUCCAGUUUGUAG